Messenger RNA from Lycium ferocissimum, 1388 nucleotides. RefSeq lists its product as uncharacterized. Lineage: Eukaryota; Viridiplantae; Streptophyta; Magnoliopsida; Solanales; Solanaceae. The record is from RefSeq and is a predicted model, not a curated record. The coding region runs from base 1 to 1179 and encodes 392 amino acids. The transcript has 2 exons.
AUGGCAGAUACACCACAAUCAUCUGAGGGAAACUCCUCUUCUUCAUCUGCAGUUAUGGAUUCUAGCAGUCCAUAUUAUCUUCAUCCCUCAGAUUCCCCAGGGAUGAAUCUUGUGAAUUUCAUUUUUAAUGGAACUGGAUUUGCUGCGUGGAGAAGGUCCAUCAUUAAUUCUCUAUCAGCUAAGAACAAGAUGAGUUUUAUUGAUGGUUCUGCCGAAAUACCAUCUGCUGAUACACCUGAGUUCAAGCUUUGGACUAGGUGCAAUAACAUGGUGAUUUCAUGGUUGCUUAACUCCCUUUCAAAAGAAAUUGCAGGGAGUGUGAUAUACUCAAAAUCUGCUAAAGAUCUCUGGACUGACCUUCAUGACAGGUUUGGUCAGUCCAAUGGAGCUCAACUCUAUCAUCUUCAAAAGAGCCUCACAGAUCUGGUGCAAGGAACAGCUGAUGUAGCAGGAUAUUUCACAAGAAUCAAGAGGAUUUGGGAUGAGCUGGAUGCUCUCUCCAGCGGAGAAAUAUGUUCUUGCAACUGCACCUGUGGAGGAAAGAAGAAAGUAGUCAAAUCCAAGCAAGACGAAAGAUUGAUCCAAUUUCUAAUGGGACUUAAUGAUGUUUAUGCAGCAGUAAGAAGCAACAUACUCAUGAUGUCACCUCUCCCUAAUGUGAAUCUUGCCUACUCUCUCCUCAUUCAAGAUGAGAAACAGAGAGAGGCAUAUGUUAAUCCUAACUUUCCAGGUGACUCAUCUUCAUUUCUUGCAACACAUCAGAAUUUCUCAGGUCAGAGGUACAACAAUACUGAUUUUAGAGCAAGAAAGAACAACAACAAUAACUACAACAACAAUCUGUUAUGCACAAAUUGUAAGAAAUCAGGGCACUCAAUUGCAAAAUGCUACAGAAUAAUAGGCUAUCCACCUGAUUUUAAGUUCACCAAGGGGUCAAAAUCACAACCAAACAACAAAGGGAACUCUAUGGCUAAUGCAGUGACAACAGUUGGAUAUUCAGGUUACACAACAAAUGGGAAACAAGCAAGUGGAUCUAUUGCUCAGGAGAACUAUGGUCAUUUGGAAGAAGACUUUCAGAAUGCACAGAUUGGAGAUGUGUCAUUUGCAGGAAGUGAGGUUUCAGCUAACAUGGCGCACUGUUUUGCUGGGCCAUUCAAUGAGGACUCCUCUGGUUAUUGGUGAAUCAAAGGAUGGGAUCUAUAUCAUGAACACUACUUCAAGUCUACAAAGUCCUGUCAAGUCUAGUUCUAAAUCUGAUGUUUUACUCUCCAGUUGUAGUUCUUUUCCUAGUUCUUUUUCUAUUCCAGUAAACAAUAGGAAUGAUGUAAAAUUGUGGCACAUUAGAUUGGGCCACAUGCCUUUUGAUUCAAUGAAAAACAUCAGUUCCUCUU